UCAAUAAAAUUUUUUAUUUCUUUUCAUUUGUUUUUUUUUCAAAUAAAAUAUCAACAAAACAUUAUAGUCAAUCGGGAAAUUGUUUCUUCAUUUAUUUUGUUUACUAUUGUACUUUGAUACUUUGUGCACAAUGUCUUCUAGUUCAGGUUUCCUAUCCGCCUUGGAUUCCAUGAAAAUCAUGGCCGAAUCCAUUGGAAUCAGCAAUCUAUCCGAUGACGCUUCACGUGUAUUGGCUGAAGAGGUCACUUUUCGCUUGAAAUUAAUCCUACAAGAGGCAAAUAAAUUUCGCGGACAUUCUAAAAGAAAAAAGCUCAUUGGAUGUGAUAUAGAUAAUGCCUUGAAAAUUAAAAACAUCGAACCAUUGUAUGGGUUUACCUCCAAUGAUCAUAUACCAUUUAGAUUUGCUUCUGGAGGUGGAAGAGAGCUUUUCUUUAUUGAUGAUAAAGAAGUUGAUUUAGGCGAGGUUAUCAGUUCGACCAUUUUACCCAAACUACCACAAGAUUUAGCUCUUAAGGCUCAUUGGUUAAGCAUUGAAGGGAUACAACCGGCAAUACCUGAAAAUCCACCGCCAGUUUCAAAAGACAUUCAAAGACAAGAAAGUAUUGAUCCUGCAUCUGCAUUGAAACAAAAUCCAGAGGAAUUGAGAACUGGUCAUAUUGAAUUAGAGAAAAGGAAAAAACAUGUUGAAAUGGUUAGAGUUAAACAAUAUGCCACUCAUGAGUUGAGUGUUGAACAACAGCUAUAUUACAAAGAAAUAACUGAAGCAUGUGUUGGAAGUGACGAAGGACGCCGUUCUGAAGCUUUACAGAGUCUAACAUAUGAUUCUGGUCUGCAUCAAAUGCUUCCUAGAUUGUGUACAUUCAUCUUAGAAGGUGUUAAAGUUAAUGUCGUGCAAAAUAAUUUAGCCCUUCUUAUUUACCUUAUGAGAAUGGUUAAAGCUCUUUUGGACAAUCAAACACUUUACUUAGAAAAAUACCUUCACGAGCUCAUUCCCACUGUAAUCACCUGUAUAGUUUCAAAACAACUUUGUCUUCGGCCAGACUUGGAUAAUCAUUGGGCGCUUAGAGAUUUCGCAUCAAGACUGCUUGCUCAAAUAUGUAAAAACUUCAACACUUCAACCAAUAAUAUUCAAACCAGGAUAACCAGACUUUUAAGCCGUGCCUUGGAUAACGACAAACUUCCUCUAUCAUCUCAGUACGGAGCUUUAUCGGGUCUUUGUGAAUUAGGACCUGAAGUGCAAAGAGCAUUCAUUUUGAAAAGAUUAAAAGCUAUAGGAGAAAGAAUACGAGUAAUCAUGGAAGGAGGUGGAAGCUCCGUAGAGAAAUCAGCCGCUGAGCAUAUCAAAAAUUUAAUUCUCAGAGUUUUACCGGCAACAAUUAAGGCAUCAAGACCUCCUCCCGAUGUAUUGGAAGAUUACAGAUCCGAAUUUGGUUUCUUAGGUUCCUAUCUUCAUACAGCUGUUGUGAGAUCUCGUACUGCUGCUAACCCAGUCACCCCUCAAACAACUAAUCAAAACCUCGGUACUUCUCAUGCCACCUUCAUCUCUCAAACGACUCACACAGCAGGUCCCAGAGCAACCAUCAAUCUGUCAUCGCAAGUCUCUAAAAGUAUUCAACUUCCUCGAACUGGCUACAAAGUUGUCAGACUUGUGCAACCAAAUCAAAGCGCGCCAUCAACUGUCCUUCGCACUCCAUCUAAUGAAAUAAGAUAUCUGCAAUGAAAAUUGAGGGAAUUAUUCAUUUAUAUAUUAUCUGUUUUGUUUUUUUCUUUAGAAUUUGCAUUCAACUUACAUCAACUAGCUCACUUGUAAAUACUUUGUAAUGUCAAUUUCAAUGUACAAUUUUCAUGAAAAUUAAAUUCGCAUUUAUUGAAA
Messenger RNA from Tetranychus urticae (two-spotted spider mite), 1873 nucleotides. RefSeq names its product TBP-associated factor 6 (gene Taf6). The record is from RefSeq and is a predicted model, not a curated record. Gene Ontology annotation, cellular component: SAGA complex; SLIK (SAGA-like) complex; transcription factor TFIID complex. Gene Ontology annotation, biological process: RNA polymerase II preinitiation complex assembly; transcription initiation at RNA polymerase II promoter. NCBI's taxonomy places the organism in Eukaryota, Metazoa, Arthropoda, Arachnida, Trombidiformes, Tetranychidae. Gene Ontology annotation, molecular function: protein heterodimerization activity; transcription coactivator activity; RNA polymerase II general transcription initiation factor activity.